AUUACAUUAUCGUGGUUUCGAUUGAACUUACCGUUUAAGCAUCCUUACAGUUAGCAGCUCAAAGUAAAGCUGGAAAAGAUUGUGUUUGCACGAUAGCUAGAAUACAGCAUGAAGUAUCUGUUUGUGUACCUGUGGGCCACCUUUGGCCCGCUGGCCUGUGGUAGCUUAGAGCAGCAGUGGCUGUUGUCUGCAGCCACGUCAAGCUUCUCACAGGAGCUGUACCAGAAGGUGGCAGGGGACAAGUCUAGUGUGGUGUACUCUCCAUACAGUGUUCACUCGGCCCUGUCUAUGACGUCACUGGGUGCCAGAGGAGAGACGGCCAAUGAAAUGGCCAAACUGCUCCAUCUGCUCAGUCUUGGUGACUCGACACACCAGAUAUACAGAGAACUGAUCACUGAGCUGUACUCCACCGCCAAUGAUACUCUGACCAGCGCCAACGCAAUCUUCAUCAACCCCGAGAAGUUCAUCCUGCCCGAGUAUGUGGCACAGGUCAAGACAAAUUACCUGGCCAAAGUUGACCAUUUUGAUAUGUCUGCCCCUGAGGGUCCGGAGAAGGUCAUUAAUGACUUCGUGGCUGAGAACACGGACAACCAGAUUCAGGACAUUCUCCCAAAGGGUACCAUUGAACCCACGACUGUUAUUGUUCUCGUCAACGCCGUUCACUUCAACAACACCUGGGACACACAGUUCCUCACAAAGCUGACUAAACCAUGUGACUUCUACCAAUUAGGAGGUGCUGUUAUAAAGGUCCCUAUGAUGAACAAUGUGCAGAGGGUGAUGUACAAGAGCGACAACUCUCUCGGUGUUGAAGUUGUAGAGUUGCCGUUCACUGAUCGAAGGUUUAGUUUCUACAUCGCACUGCCGCUAAAGAUUGACGGCAUCACUGACCUAGAGAAGCUCAUCCUGUUCAAAGACAAAGUGAACAUGCUGUUCACCGGGCUAAGCUACAAAAUCCUUGACCUCUCCAUCCCCAAGUUCAAGAUAGAAUCAACGCUGGACCUCAUCCCUCCUCUCAAAUCCCUGGGCCUGAUCAAAGCCUUCAGUCCAACAGAGGCCGACUUUAGCGGCAUCACCAACUCAGGCCAGGCCUACAUCAACAACAUCAUCCACAAGACGGUCAUCGAUGUCACAGAAACUGGAACAACGGCAGCAGCCGGCAGUGCCGUGGUCCUAAGUGUGAGAACUUCCAGGCCCAGGGGUUUGAAGUUCCACGCCAACCACCCCUUUGUUUUCUUUCUCCGUGACAACACCAAUCAACAAAUUUACUUCCAGGGAAAAUUUUCCGGUUAAACUUUUUAGAAAACUUGAAUCAUUUAUUUGGUCUGAUUUAGUUUUUGCACUAGUUUAUUUUUAUUUUCAUUAAACAGAGAAUAUUUUUUUUAAAUUCUUAAUCAAAAUGACAUCACAAAAUUAUUAUUUAAUUAAAAUGUUGACUGGCGAUUGUCUCUGAGUCUUGUUAACUGAAGUCAAAAACGUAAAAAGUAAACACAAUAAAAUUUCUAUAAGCCAAAA
Physella acuta is the source of this 1512-nucleotide messenger RNA. RefSeq names its product leukocyte elastase inhibitor. The record is from RefSeq and is a predicted model, not a curated record. Lineage: Eukaryota; Metazoa; Mollusca; Gastropoda; Physidae. Gene Ontology annotation, molecular function: serine-type endopeptidase inhibitor activity.